ACAUAGUGACUCCAAUUAUAAGAUAUUUUGCUGUUUACAUUUAUAUAUAUAUUCAGUUCUUUAUUUAUGUCAUACGUGAAGUUUUUUGUCAAUUAGUAAUCGUUGUCCAAUUGAUAAACAAAAAUGGAUUUUAUUGACGAUUUCAUAGAAGAGUACAAGAGCAAUCCGUGCUUGUGGAAAGCCGAUUCAGUUGAUUUUAGAAACCGAAACAAACGACAAGAAGCAUAUUUAAGAUUAAUUGCUGUAGCCACCAAACAUGGAGAACUAUAUAAUGUUGAAAGAACAAAACAGAAAAUAAACAAUCUUCGAUGUGCAUUUCGUCACCAGCUGCGAAAGUACAAUGAAGUUAAAAAGAAAGGGGAAAAGUAUGAGCCGUAUUGCCCCAAGCGGAGAUACUUUGAAUCUCUUAUGUUUCUGAAGGACGAGGAGAUACCUGAGAAAAAAAUCAAACGUGAAGACAACCUACCCUUACAGCAGCAAAAUACAGAUAUAACUGUAGCACAGCCCGAGCCCCUCGAGGAAUAUUCGGAUGCUGAGAGCUUGCCUAAACAAAUGAAAAGCGAUAAUAAAUUAUCACCGAGCAACAGCAAUAGCGCCAACGAUUUCUGUGCCAAUUUAUUCGAGGAAACAGAAGUAGAUCCAAAUUUCAGCAUCCAAACUGUCAACUCUUCCAACAAUCAGACAACAAUCAAGGAAGUGGAGGUUAUAUUGCCAGCCGACAACAGCAAUAUAUCCGAGAGCAGAAAAUCAUUUAAUAAUUCCGUCAACACUAACAACAACACCAAUAGCUCGCUGAACGAUAAAAUUAACUCCACAGUCCACAUUAUAGAAUCCAAUCGCGAUAAACGCGCGCGAUUCAUCAAGAACAAUCGGAAACGCACCUCGUCCGCAUCCUCACAGGUCUCAAAUGAUAAUCAGGAGACAACGCCGCCUGGGAAAUGCAGGGCCGACAUUUCCAACAUCGAUUUCGAUCGUCUCUUGUCGUUAGCUCUUAAGAAUGCCGAUAAUCAAUUGGAUGAUAGUUUUACGAAUUUUGGCAAAGUAAUAGCCCACAAGUUGCGCUCCAUGGAGCACACACAAGCGAUCUACGCUGAGAAAAUAAUCGCCGAUGUUCUCUAUCAGGGCCAGAUGAAAAUGCUAUCCGCAAUAAGUAUAACCCAAUUUCUAGGUGUAGAUAAUGCAACUGUUUAUGUUGAAAGUCCUCCAAAAUAAUUGUUCUCAAAAUAACUAAU
Messenger RNA from Drosophila navojoa, 1232 nucleotides. RefSeq lists its product as uncharacterized. The record is from RefSeq and is a predicted model, not a curated record. Lineage: Eukaryota; Metazoa; Arthropoda; Insecta; Diptera; Drosophilidae.